AUGACCCCCUCCUCUGAAGCUCCCCAAACUCGCCAUGCAAAGAAAUGGCUCGACGACGACGACGGCGACAGCGACAGCGAAGGUGAUGAGAUCAUUGACCUCCUAUCCACUCCAGAGCCGUUGAAACGAGAUGCAGCGGGGAAGAGACUCCUGGACCCGGACGCAUUCCGGUCAUUAACCGCCAGCCCGGCAUCCGCGAACGGGGGGGUGCCACCGGCCCACCUCCGCGGCCCUUCCCCGCGCCGCCGAACUCAGACAUGGAAGUCCAAGGCCUCAAAUAUGUGGGCGAUGUUUUGGGAGCAGAACAGGGGCGUGGUGCUUGUCGCUCUGUCGCAGAUGUUCGGGUCUCUCAUGAAUCUGGCUGCAAGGUUGCUGGAACUCGAGGGCGAAGGGAUGCACCCCUUUCAGAUCCUCUUCGCUCGCAUGGGCUUGACCACACUCAUCUCUUGCAUCUACAUGUACAAGGUCAAGGUGCCACAUUUUCCGUUUGGGCCGAGGGAAGUGAGGGGGCUGUUGAUUGCGAGAGGGAUGACAGGCUUUUUCGGGAUAUAUGGGAUGUGGUACUCGAUGAUGUAUCUUCCCCUUGCCGAAGCAACGGUGAUCAGUUUCCUCGCUCCCAGCGUCGCGGGCUAUGUCUGCCACGUCCUGAUCCAUGACCCUUUCACCCGGAAGGAGCAGAUAGCGUCUGUCCUGGCGCUUGUUGGCGUCGUCUUCAUCGCCCGGCCCACCUCCCUGUUCUCAUCGUCGGCUGCAGCUGAGGGCGCGCAAACAGCCGCAGGCAUCAAUGCCACCGCCGCCGCCACCAAUGUGACUGGGCCAGCCCCACACAUGGGCGGAGAAGCAACGCCGGCCCAGCGCCUCACGGCCAUCGGGGUCGCCCUUGUUGGUGUCCUGGGGGCGUCCGGGGCGUUUACGACCAUCCGGUGGAUCGGGAAACGGGCGCACCCGCUCAUCUCGGUCAAUUACUUCUCGACAUGGUGCACCCUAGUUAGCACCGUUGUGCUUCUUCUCGCUCCGGUUCUCAACAUAGGUCAGCCGGCCAUCCACUUUGCCCUGCCAACUUCGUUGCGACAGUGGCUGUUGCUCCUCUUCCUGGGUUCGUGCGGCAUGAUAAUGCAGUUCCUGCUGACGUCGGGCCUGGCGGGGGAGAGGUCCAACAGAGCGACCGCAAUGGUGUACACCCAGAUGCUGUUUGCGGCGGGAUUUGACAAGUGGAUAUUUGGCCAUGAGAUGGGGGUUGUGAGCCUGAUAGGAUGCGGGUUUAUAAUUGGGAGCGCACUUUGGGUUGCUCUCACGAAGAAAGAAAAGGAUACCAACCGGUCCAGUGCCGAUGUCGAGACGGGGGCCGCUAUAGAAGGAGAACCCAUGUUGAGACACAACAACAGAGGAGAACAGGAUGGGGAAGCAGAUGAAAUAGCAUUAGAGCUGCGUCGCCUAUCUUCGACUCGACUACCAAGCAACAAUACCGACUGCUACAACGGCGCGCACCUUUCGACAGUCAAAAUGGUACAGAUUAGUGAGGUCAAAGGAAAUAAUCGCGACAACCGCACGGCGGCGCAUACCCAUAUCCGGGGCCUUGGUCUGAAUGUCCAUGGCUUCGCCGAGAAGCAAGCCGGUGGGUUUGUCGGCCAGACAACGGCUAGAGAGGCAUGUGGCGUCGUGGUCGACCUGAUCAAGGCCCACAAGAUGGCCGGUCGCGGCGUCUUGCUUGCCGGCGGUCCUGGCACGGGCAAGACAGCACUUGCGUUGGCAAUUAGCCAAGAGUUGGGCACCAAGAUUCCAUUCUGCCCCAUCACCGGCAGCGAAAUCUACUCGACCGAGGUGAAGAAGACGGAGGUGCUGAUGGAGAACUUCCGGAGAGCCAUUGGCCUGAAGGUUCGAGAAACAAAAGAGGUCUACGAGGGCGAGGUGACGGAGCUCACGCCAGAGGAGGCGGAGAACCCAUUGGGAGGCUACGGCAAGACCGUCAGCACCCUGCUUGUUGGCCUGAAGAGCGCCAAGGGCCAGAAGAAGCUCCGGCUGGAUCCCAGCAUAUAUGAGGCCAUCCAGAAGGAGAGGGUCACCGUUGGCGACGUUGUCUACAUCGAGGCCAAUACCGGCGCGUGCAAACGCGUCGGGCGAUCUGAUGCUUACGCGACCGAGUUCGACCUUGAGGCGGAGGAGUACGUACCCAUCCCGAAGGGAGACGUGCACAAGAAGAAGGAGAUUGUCCAAGACGUCACCCUGCACGAUCUUGACGUUGCGAACUCGCGGCCGCAAGGUGGCCAAGACAUCAUGUCGAUGAUGGGCCAGCUGAUGAAGCCCAAGAUGACCGAAAUCACCGACAAGCUCCGUUCCGAAAUCAACAAGGUCGUCAGCAAGUACAUCGACCAAGGAGUUGCCGAGUUGGUCCCGGGAGUCCUGUUCAUUGAUGAGGCGCAAAUGCUCGACAUUGAAUGCUUUACCUAUCUGAACAGGGCGCUGGAAUCGCAGAUUUCACCCAUUGUUGUGCUUGCUUCCAACCGAGGCAUGGCUACUAUUCGCGGCACAGAGGAUCUCAUUGCCGCCCACGGCGUCCCCCCGGACUUCUUGGCCCGACUGCUGAUUAUCCCCACCACUCCCUACGAUGCAGAUGAAAUCAAGAGGAUCGUGCGUAUCCGCGCAACGGUCGAGGGCGUUUCUAUCACAGACGCUGCCAUUGAUAAGAUUUCAGCGCAUGGAGUGCGGAUCAGCCUCAGAUACUGUCUUCAGCUCAUCCUUGCCCGAGUCAAUGGCCGGAGCCAAAUUGAUGUGCAAGACGUUGCCGAGUGUGAGGAUCUCUUCCUCGAUGCUCGUCGUAGUGCCGAUGUACUCAGCAGCGAGCUGGGGCGGGGCUUCAUCUCAUGA
This is a messenger RNA of Phialemonium atrogriseum, 2865 nucleotides long. RefSeq names its product putative AAA family ATPase pontin. The transcript is spliced from 5 exons. The coding region runs from base 1 to 2865 and encodes 954 amino acids. Gene Ontology annotation, cellular component: NuA4 histone acetyltransferase complex; membrane; Swr1 complex. NCBI's taxonomy places the organism in Eukaryota, Fungi, Ascomycota, Sordariomycetes, Cephalothecales, Cephalothecaceae. The record is from RefSeq and is a predicted model, not a curated record. Gene Ontology annotation, molecular function: ATP hydrolysis activity; ATP binding; DNA helicase activity. Gene Ontology annotation, biological process: box C/D snoRNP assembly; chromatin remodeling; regulation of transcription by RNA polymerase II.